UCUGCUGGACUCCGUUAUUCUCUUUUCUCUCUACGCACUGUCCCUGGAUGACCUCAUCAAGUCCCAGAAACAUUUACAAAGAUGAAUAAUGAACUUGAAAAUCCUAACGGUUUAGCCACAGGGAAACAAUGGAUCGUGACACUGCUUCCUUGGAAUACAAAAGCGGAAAGCCCAAAAUGACUAACAGCGCAAUCCAAACUCAAAAUCUUCUGGGAUAGGCUCUAGUUGCAACACAGAAUCCAAGGAAACAUUUCUGACCAGAAGCUGAGUGAACAGGAAUUCCAAGGGGGGGGAAGAAAGAGAACCCAAUAACAGGCUGGAUUUUUGUUGCCAUUGUUUAGGAAGAUUAUGGAUAGGCACCAAGUGUUGCAUCUAUGCUCUCUGAACACAGUCCUCUUGGUGCUUAUUUGGACUGGCAUUUCCAAUGCUCAGAAGGAUUGCACAGGUGUGGAGUGUAAGCAGCUGGAAAAUUGCAUUGAAGAAGUGCUUGAGCCAGAUGAAUGUUGUGCCUCUUGUCUGCAGCAUGGUUGCACCUGUGAAGGCUACCAGUACUAUGACUGUGUGAAUGUAGGCUUCAUUAAUGGAAAAGUACCUGAAGGGCAGUCUUAUUUUGUCGACUUUGGAAGCACAGAAUGCUCAUGUCCCAAAGGGGGUGGCAAGAUCAGUUGCCAGUUUAUGCUGUGCCCGGAUCUUCCACCCAACUGCAUUGAUGCUGUGCUGCCAGCAGAUGGGUGCCCUCAGUGUGGAAGAAUAGGUUGUGUCCAUGAAGAUCAGAAGUAUGCAGCGGGACACACAUUCCACAUGCCUCCAUGCAAGGUUUGCCAUUGCCCCAACUCUGGAGGAGAUCUCAUGUGUUAUCUGCUCCCAGACUGUAACGAGUCUACAAUAAACCCCCACAGCCCACCUGAUGCUGGAGACAGUGAACCAGAGCGGCAUUAUGAUGAUUCCUACAGUUAUGAUCAGGAGGCACAGGAAGGAGAUGCCACUCAGGUGAAGCCUCCUAAAAAGUACUACAGUUAUUCAGCACAUAUGGAGCAAGAGAGCAUCAGCCAAGAACAAAGCGAGGAUUAUGAUUAUCUUGCAAGCAGUGUGCCUCCCCCUUCAUUAACCCAUCUUGCUUCAACCACAGAACCUCAGUUGACAACAAUCGCAAAUGCGCCUAUUUUGCAGCAUCCUGACACGAGUCACACCACUGAAAAGAGUGAGGAAAGGAUUUCUACAGCAAGCACAGUGUCGACACCCAAAGGACAGCAAGGACAUCAUCAAAUGACCACUGCAAAGAGCAUUCAAAAGGAACAAGCAGUGGUUACAAUGGAGAUGCCUAGAAGUAUGGCAGAUAUGGAGAGGAGAAAAGCAGUAGACCGAGAGAGGAGUGAGCAAGAAGAAAAUGCCCGCUUUAAAAUCAAACUGAAAAAAGACAAUAAGCAGAAAGAAAACAAAUUAUUGGUCUUAAAAGAGACCAAUAUGACUCAGUUGCAUGGGCUAAACUCUUUGCCAGAGAAACAUGAGGAAGUUAAGUCCCACAAAGUCAAGUUUAAUCCAACACAACCAUCUCUCAUUGCACUGAAAGAAGACAACAAUCAGAUAUCCUUAAAACAGCCUCAGACCCUUUAUCAUUAUCCAUCUGAAGAGGAGGUAGAUCCCAAUUCUGUUCAUACUUCCUCCAAGUUAUCAGAAGGUUCAACAAAAGAUUUAAUUGAAACUUGCUGUGCUGCUGGACAACAGUGGGCUAUUGACAACAGUGAAUGUACAGAAAUCCCUAUAAGUGGAACUGAUGGUGAUAUUUGCAGAAUUGCUCAGAAGCAGUGUUGUGUCUCAUAUUUAAAAGAAAACAGCUGCAUUGCUGGCAUGAUUGCUGCCAGGGAAGGUGAUUUGUGUGGACCGGACGAAAGUGAUACCUGCGGAGGAUCGUUUUAUAAGCAAUGCUGCGAUUGUUGUGGACUGGGCCUACGAGUAAAAAGUGAGGGUCAAAGCUGUGAGUCCAACCCAAAUCUUGGCUACCCUUGCAACCAUGUGAUGCUUUCCUGCUGUGAAGGAGAGGAUCAUCUCAUCCAUCCAGAGCUAAAGAGGCACCCAGAACCAUUGCCAACAGUGACACCUGAAAAACUUUCAGAGAUUGAGGAUCGCCAUGAAGCCUUGUCAAUCAGUAAUGAAGCCGAAUUGUCAAACAGCUUACCUGGAGAUGACCUGGAUGAGUGUCUUGCCUAUCCUGGAGAGCUCUGUCAACACCUCUGCAUCAACACAGUGGGAUCCUACAAGUGUUCAUGUUUCCCAAGAUUUACUCUGCAGGACGAUGGGCUUAGUUGCAAUCCAGAUUUUGAAGAAGAUGGACAAAACAUUGCCCUAGGGAACAGAGCUACCCUUGCACCAGAAGGCUUGAAUAUCCAGCCUGCAACUGUCAGUGUAGAGGAAGAUAAGUGUAAAGAUAAUGGUCCCUGCAAGCACACAUGUAAUACUAUGGAAGGGGUGAUUGUGUGCUCUUGUUUACCUGGAUUUGCUCUCAUGUCAGACGGGGUUUCCUGUGAAGACCUGGAUGAGUGCCUUACAGGUGUUCACAGUUGCUCCAGAAGACAAUUAUGUGUGAACACACUGGGAUCAUUCUACUGUGUCAACCACAGUGUUAUCUGUGCAGAGGGCUUUGUACUCAACAUGCACAGAAAAUGUGUGGAUAUUAAUGAAUGUGUAACAGACACUCAUACCUGUAAGAGAGGGGAACACUGUGUGAACACAAUUGGAUCAUUUGCAUGUCUUCAGCAACUAAACUGUGAAUCAGGUUAUGAACUGAAGGAUGGUGAAUGUGUAGACAUUGAUGAAUGUGAAAGAGGAACACACAGCUGCAAGAUAAACUUUGUAUGUCAAAAUACAAAAGGAUCAUUCUAUUGUGAAUCAAAGCAACGGUGCAUAGAUGGAUUUUUACAAGAUCCAGAGGGUAAUUGUGUUGAUAUUAAUGAAUGUACAUCACUUACUGAGCCAUGCAAGGCUGGAUUCAACUGCAUCAACACCGUUGGGUCUUACACAUGUCAAAGGAACCUCUUAAUGUGCAGCAGAGGGUAUCAUGCGAGCGAAGAUGGAGCCAGAUGUGUUGAUGUUGAUGAAUGUCAGACUGGUGUACACCGCUGUGGCGAGGGACAGAUUUGUCACAAUCUACCUGGAGCAUACCGCUGUGACUGCAAGAUGGGGUAUCAGUAUGAUUCAUUCAGCAGAACAUGCACUGAUAUAAAUGAAUGCUGGAAUUAUCCAGGGCGACUAUGUCAACACUCAUGUGAAAAUACUCCUGGGUCCUAUCAUUGUUCCUGUUCAUCUGGCUUUCGCUUGGCUUAUGAUGGGAAGCACUGUGAAGAUGUCAAUGAAUGUGAUAACAAUCCAUGCAGUCAAGAAUGUGCUAAUAUUUAUGGUUCCUAUCAGUGUUACUGCAGGCAAGGCUAUCAAUUAGCAGAAGAUGGCCAUUCUUGCAAAGAUAUUGAUGAAUGUGCACAAAGUGCAGGUAUUCUGUGCACUUUCCGCUGCAUCAAUGUGCCUGGAAGUUAUCAGUGUGCGUGUCCCGAUCAAGGAUAUACAAUGGCAACAAAUAGAAGGACUUGUCGAGAUAUUGAUGAGUGUGCAAUGGGAACCCACAAUUGUUCAUCAGCUGAGUCUUGUUACAAUAUUCAGGGAAGCUUCAGGUGUCUUUUGGUCGAGUGUCCACCAAACUACAGAAAAGUGUCUGAUAUGAGAUGUGAGCGUAUCAACUGCAUUAGUUAUCUAGACUGCCAGAACACUCCUUUGCGAAUUACUUACUAUCAGCUUAAUUUCCAAACUAACAUUGUCGUCCCAGCUCACAUUUUCCGCAUUGGUCCCUCGCCUGCUUAUGCUGGAGACAACAUAAUCCUUACAGUCAACAAAGGAAAUGAAGAGAACUACUUUAGCACCAGAAAGCUCAAUUCUUACACAGGCAUUGUCUACCUUCAGCGGCAAGUGAAGGAACCCAAGGACUUUUUGUUAGAUGUUGAAAUGAAGCUUUGGCGUCAAGGAACCUACACAACUUUCCUGGCCAAAAUUUACAUUUUUAUCACUUCUCAUGCCUACUGAGGCAUCUGUACUCUUAUGGGAGUUUAUUGGUGCUAUCGUCCUUAUGUUUUCUACCAAAGCGUAUUAUGAUGGCUAGUUAUAUAUUUUCUAUAAUAACCUUUUAUAUUAUUUUUUCUAAAUCAUCUUUCUUUUUUUGUACAAUUAACUUAAAAUGUAUUAACUUGUUUCCCUUAUAACUGGAUUUUUAACUGAGCAAAAGAAGGCAUUCAGCUUUAAAGUAAAUAUAUGUACAGCAGUUACGUUCUGAAACCUUCUGUUGGUAUUGCACCAGUGAUGACUUUAGAAUUAGAAACAGGGAAGCUGGGGUUGGGAGGAAGGGUGACCUAUCCAAACUUAGGCUCAUGAAAGAUGCUUAAGUGCAACUGGAUUAGGGUCAUGGACAGGUAGCAUACCAAUUCCUGCCCUCAACAAUGACUGAAGAACUAUUGCAUGGAAGACAGAUGUUCAGCAAGUGAUCUCGUUUCAUCUGCAGAACUUCUUUUGGUGCAGCUUUUAAGAAGCUCUUUAAAUGUAAUAUAUACCAAUGUGUAAUAUAUAUAUGUGCUAGGACUGCAUAGCAAAAUCUGUUUUCAGUAUGCAUCUGAAUACCAGUUCCUAGAGGGGAGAAUGCUGUUGCACUCAUAAUCAUAAUGUUGUGGGUUUCUCAUAAUCUGAUUGACCACUGUGAGAACAGGAUGCUGGACAAGAUGGGCCAUUGGCCUGAUCCACUGUUUCUAACAUAUCAGCAAAUCAGAUGUGGGUAUGUCAGGCUCGCCUCGCCUCUUUCACCUGCCUGCCCAGUUACUUCAGCUGCCUCAUCCUCCAGCUAGAAGGAAGGUAAAUGUUAGUAUGAAAACAGAGUUCACAGCCAAUCCACAGCAGAGUGACUUCUCCUUUUAGGUUCACAUCUUCAGCCUUUGAGUCCAGAGGUGUCAAGUCUGUUUUUUGUGAAAGAAAGCCCAUCUUUUCAGGCACUUUGGUCCUGUCCAGUGUUCAGGAAAAGGCAUCUUGAACAAAUUUUCUUUGGGUGAUAUCCAACAGUCAUACUGAAAAUAACCCAUUGAAAUCAAUGGACUUGAAAAACUUUAACCCAUAUUUCCUUGGGUCUGCUGUGAGUAUGACUAACAGCACAAUCCCAACCAUAUCUACUCACAACAGCACCCUAUUAAAUCAAAAUGAGGCUUACUCCAAGGUAAGCGGGUCAGGAUUGCAGUCUUAGUUAGAUAUAUAACCCGUAGAGUUUUCCACCAACCUUUUAACUAGACUAAUUUGUGUUUUUAACUCAAAUGGGGUCAAAAGCUAUUUGCCAUCAGCCAGAUCCCAACACUUGCUGUACCAGCUCAUACAUCCCUAGGACUGACAAUGGAACUCAGGAACUACAUCAUCUAGCAUAUCUAGGAUGUCACAUCAGCACUGCACAAUCAGGACCACACUUUACAUGGCCAACACAAAUUGCGGUUUCCCCUCCAGCAUGGGAAAUAUGUUGGAGGGUGGACAAUAUAUUUUCAGGUCCAGUUUCAGCACAUAGCACCCUUGGGCAAAAGCUGAGUCCCCAGCGUCCACUUCUGCUGAUAUCUCCCUCAUUGAGCUUAUGCCAGUUGCUGGGAAUCCAGGUGUGUGAGUGCUGUUGCACUCAGGUCCUGCUGUUGGGCUUCCAAUAGGCAUCUGCUUAACCACUGUAAGAACAACACUGGACUAGAAAGGCUAUUGACCUGAUCCAGCAGGGCUCUUCUUACGGCCUUAUAUUGGAUAUGUGUUUUUCCCCUCCUUUGACCUGCAUGCCACUUGGCUGCAGCAAAUCAGCAAGAGGUACAUCCUUUUAAUCCACAGGUGAGCAACCCGUGGCCACCCCUCGUGUGGCCUGUUAAGCCCGAGAGCCCCCUCCUCUUUUCUCUGCUACCCAGCUGAUCCAUCACCAGCUGGGCAGUGGAGAAAAGAUUGCUGUCAUUCCACUGAUAUUUACAGCAUGGUAACAGUGUUCUUAGCUGCAUCAGGAUUGCUGGGAUGUGGGAAUGUCCCCUGAAGGUAGGAGGCUAUGUGUAUAUGUCUGAGGAUUCUACUUGUUCAUCAUGUGUACAUGCAGCAAUUAUGUUUGCAGUGUGGAGCAGUUCUUAAAUGUGCAUGUUACGGUGUAAGAGAGACACUCAGUCUGAAAUCCUAUAUACACAUUUACCUGAAAGCAAGUCCCAAUGAAGUCCAUGGGAUUUGCUUCUUAUUAGACAUGUAUAGGAUUGUGAUGUCAAUUAAUUACUGUUGAAUGCCUUUUCUAUCCUCAUUAUUUAUAUAUGCUUAUCUACAAACAUAGGUAACUAUCUAAAAAUCACAACUUGGGGGUUUAACAAAACUGAAUAGUUAUCAGAUCUAAUGAAAUAGAGGGAUGCAUUGUGCUUUCUUGCUGAAAUUUACAUUGCAGUUUGGGUCUCUUGCCAGGUUUUAUAUUUAAAUUCCGUUCUGAAGGAGCACUUAAUUUUUGAUGUGCGGAGAAGAUGUAUUAUACUCUUUUAAGAAAAUGCCAAAGAUGAAGUGUGUCAAACCAAAGAUGCUAAAUAAUGUUAACACCUUAUUGAAUGUCAUGACUAUCCAAUUAGAACAUUAAGAUAAAACUUGAAAUAAACACAUCAUUUAUUUUCUGCUUUUCCAGAUAUGGUGGAAGUGGGAAUCUAGUUAAUUUGGCAGCUUGUACAAACCAUAUGCUAUACUAAUAGCACAAUGCAAGUUUUAAAUUGUUGUGUAGUUCCCUUAUUUUAUAGAAAACUAGAUGAGCCCCAGAUCCAUGAGCCAUAUGUACUAAUGGGUAGUUUAAUCAACAGGUUUAUUGAAAUUUCCAAAUGAAUAGCAGAAUUUUAAAAUAAAUAUUUGGAUGUGUUUUUUUUUUAAAAAAGAUAAAACAGUAUUUACUGCAAAAUGUUUACUGAAUAUUCUUUAGCACAGCUAUACAUAAAUAUUCUAUAAAAAUAUUGUUGAUAAAACAUAACUGCAACAUAUAGGAGGUUUUUUUAGCAGUAUAGUUUUAUUCUUUCCUUAUCUUGUAGUGGAUCUUAAUUUGUAUAUAAAACAAGAGAGAAGCUAAGCCUUAUGGCCUUUUUAUACAAUAGUAUAAAAAGUAUUAUGAAAUGCUGCAGUAUUAUGAAAUGUAAAAUACUAAUUUGUACUGUGGAUCAAACAUGUAAAUGUUUCUUAUGUUUAAAGGAAGAGAGGAGAAGGAAAAGAUGUGCUGUCAUCAGACUCAUUGAUCAUUGUCUUCAAUGCAAUUUUUGUCUGGAUUUCAGUAUAUAUUAAAGCAUAAGU
Rhineura floridana is the source of this 7335-nucleotide messenger RNA. It is a transcript of the gene FBLN2, whose product is annotated as fibulin 2. Gene Ontology annotation, cellular component: extracellular matrix; extracellular region. NCBI's taxonomy places the organism in Eukaryota, Metazoa, Chordata, Lepidosauria, Squamata, Rhineuridae. The record is from RefSeq and is a predicted model, not a curated record. The transcript has 20 exons. Gene Ontology annotation, biological process: positive regulation of cell-substrate adhesion. The coding region runs from base 349 to 4068 and encodes 1239 amino acids. Gene Ontology annotation, molecular function: extracellular matrix binding; calcium ion binding.